AUGAAUGCUGCUCCCUCGCACACACCUGUGCUCACUGGUAAUGGAAUGCUCCUUCAUUCCUACACCUGGCUCCUGCCAAAUGACAAGUCCAAAGCAUUGGAGCUUGAUGACACCACCACCCCUUCCCUACUACCCUACUCUCAUCAGCACAGUUUAUCCUUACAGUCGGAUUCACUGGACCUCUCCAGCUACAAUCGCAAAUGGGACCACAUGUUGGCAGAGAUUGAAGCCACUGGUGAGAUUGUGGUGGACUUAGAUGUGAUUGCUGCUGACCUAGAGGCAGAACUGGAUGCAGUGUCAUCCGAGGAGGGGAACACAUCGCACAACAUGACACAAGCUGCCGACCCAGAAAGCAUGUCCCUGCUUGACACACCUCACAGUGACACAGUGGCAAACAUGUAUGAUGACAUCUCUGUACUCGAGUUAGCUCGCACAGGAUCAUCAGACCAGUUGGACUUGCCAGGUUACACAGCCUUUGCAGCGACGUGCUCAGAGACCAUGGCACUUACAAUUGGAAGUCACCAUCUCGAACAUAUGGCAUUCAUGGCCACAGUUAUGAAUGGUACAGUGCUUGUCGCCAGUGGUCAACAACUGCACAGUGCCAAUGGGAUCCUACUCGAACCCCUCUCACUCAGUGAAGCCAAAUCCCAUGACAAUUGGGAUAAAUGGCAAGAGGUGAUGAAAAGUGAAAUGAACAGCAUGAGUAAGAUGGAUGUCUUUGAGCUCAUCAACAUUCCAGCUGAUGGUAAGCUCAUCAGCAUCUGGUGGGUAUACAAACUCAAACUUGAUGCACAAUGA
Messenger RNA from Ustilago hordei, 798 nucleotides. RefSeq lists its product as uncharacterized. The transcript has a single exon. The coding region runs from base 1 to 798 and encodes 265 amino acids. NCBI's taxonomy places the organism in Eukaryota, Fungi, Basidiomycota, Ustilaginomycetes, Ustilaginales, Ustilaginaceae. The record is from RefSeq and is a predicted model, not a curated record.